Messenger RNA from Mesorhabditis spiculigera, 1092 nucleotides. NCBI's taxonomy places the organism in Eukaryota, Metazoa, Nematoda, Chromadorea, Rhabditida, Rhabditidae. The record is from the annotation of a GenBank genome assembly.
AUGUUCAACCCCGAUGCUGAUACCAUCGAUAAAAUAUGUCUGGCCUACGAUAUUUUGUGGUGUAUUGGUACUUGUUUAUUCGCCCUGGCUGGAUUACUGAUAAUCAAUCACCCUGAUGCUAACAAACGCUACAAGAUUUUGCUGAUCAAUAUAAUAUUGGCGUGCCAAACUGCCGAUACAGCGGCUACACUGGCAAAGAUGAUAAUUCCGGCGCCGUUGAUAGCGGUGCGAUUUCUGAAGCUAGAGGUUCACCUAUACAUUUACACAUUGAUUAUCAACGUCUACGGAAUGUGCGUCGUUUGCUCUGCUGUACUACUGCUCCAUUCCGGCAUCACCAAGUCCGACAUUAGUCAACGUCAUUCACUCGUUGGCUACAGACGUUGCAUCCUGCCCGGUGUCGCUGUUUUUUGUGGUUUUUAUCUAUCGGCGAGUCUCUGGGACCUUUAUGCCAUCGGUGGGAUGGUUCUGGACCCGGCAGAGAUCUGUCGUCUGGAACCCGUACUGUGCAACCAGGUGGGAGUGAUUGCACUACGUUUCCCGUUUCAUAUAUAUUGUUUGAUCUAUGGAUUUGGGGUAGUGUUGAUAGCCAUUGCACUCGGCUACGCUUGGGCUAUCCACGCGCUUCGUGCACGCGUCCCCAAAAACAUCUCGACCAAAACUAUGAAAAUCCUUCGGGUCUAUGAUUUGAUUUUCUUGCUGCAGACAGCGGCCUUUGUUUGUGUAUUUUUCAUGCCUUUCGCUGUAAACCUGCUAUGGGUGUCGGGGCUCAUCCAGAAUGAAGCGAUAUAUUUCGUGGGUGGGAUGUGCCCAUUUACGGCUUGCAUGCAUUCAACUACCAACAGUCUGUCCAUUAUAAUACCAAUGUUUCCUGGAAAUUGGCGACACGCUCAAAUCCGGCUGAUAUGCAUUGCAUAUAAUAUUUCGUGGACGCUGACCACGGCAUUUUUCAUCGUUGCCGUCUAUUUGACCGCGACACAUCCGGCCGCGACAACCUACUAUAAGGUUGUGCAAAUGAACCUCUUGUGCGCUUGCGAAGCGACCGAUACGCUCGUUUCAAGCAUCAAAAUUAUUGGCCUCUCCCCACCAUUGGGU